Molecule: messenger RNA, 2541 nt
Organism: Symbiodinium sp. CCMP2592
Lineage: Eukaryota; Dinophyceae; Suessiales; Symbiodiniaceae
Source: the annotation of a GenBank genome assembly
AUGAGUGGCAUGCCAGACCUCGAGUCCUGCAAGCAGCUCUGCGUGACCACCACGGGCUGCACGGGCAUCGAGUACAAUGUCGGCGGGCGCUGCGAGGUGUGGACCCGGGAGGACGGAAUCCGAGCGUCCAUCGCCCUGGAGCACUACACCUGCUUACGCUUCGGCGACCUUCCCACCACGACGACGGCACCGCCGCUGUCGGGCUUCAACCCGGUCGAUGGAGGAGUUGACCGUGCAUGCCGUGGCGACUCCCCCGGCGAUAACGCUGCAAGUUACUACCAGGUUGUUAGCAACCUGGCUUCCCUCCAGGCGUGCCAGGAGCAGUGCGUGGCGACAGAAGGCUGCACGGGGAUUGAGUACCACGUGGGCGGCCGCUGUGAGGUUUGGACCCGACCAGAAGGUAUCCAUGCAUCAAUCGUGCUCGAGAAGUAUACCUGCCUCAGCUACGGCACUGUUUCUCUUGGCAUCUUCGAGGGUGUGGACGGCGGCAGCGGCCGCGUCUGCCGUGGCGCACACCCGAAUGACAACGCCGCCAGCUACUUCACGGUGGCGCAGGCAAGUUCCCUGGAGGGAUGCAAGGCCCUGUGCGCGCGUGCGGCGGACUGCCAGGGCAUCGAGUACCACGUGGCGGGGCGAUGUGAGCUUUGGACCCGCCCCGAUGGCAUCCAGGCCUCAAGAGAGGCCUCCGACUACACCUGCCUCCGCUUUCUGGGGAGCAAUAUCACUAAUGUCGUCACUAACUACCACGGUAUUCACCUUGCGUUCGGCUCGACUCACGUGGCUGUGAUGCUCCCGUUGCCGUUGGUUCAGCACAAUGAUAUGUCAUGGCCCCUUAGCCUGAAGCUCAAGCCGAAGCUUCAAACCCACCCCUUCACCACUUUCACCCCGUACCGACAUCUCAGGCCCGUUGAUGUCGGUGCAAACUCCGAGGUCGCCACGGGCAGCGACCCGCGAGUUAGCACGACAGGCUCGCUGUCCCAGCUUGCAUUUGCACUGCCAGCUGAGCUGGACGCUCUGAUGACAAAGCAGCAAAUGCUGCGCAGAGGUACCGGGACGGAGGGCCCUCGUCGGACGCAGGGCACCCUUGCGUGCGUGCACUGCCGUGACCCCCGUCUGUGGUUCAAGGCUGGCAAAAAGCAGCUACGGCGCCCGCUGGCCCCGCUUCCAGAGGCGGCGAAGGCACUCUGUGCGGCAGUGCCGCCCGCCACCGGCCCUUCCGAAGGGAUGGGUUGCGGUUCGCCACAAGCAAGGCUGGGUACCCCGGCGCAAGUGGCGCAGUUGCUGGCAUCCUUGCGCACUGGGCGCCUGCAAGCAAAUGCCUACCACUACAAUGCUCUUCUGUCUGCACAUGAGAAGCUAAGCUCCUGGAGCAUCGUCCUGGAUCUUACAGACGCUAUGGAGCAAGAAAAGGUUGAUCUCGACGACGCAUGUCGUCACGUGCGCAUGGCGGCCUUGGGCACUGCCGCACACUGGGAGGCAGCAUGCGGCAGCCUCACCCCAGCCACGCAGCGUGGCUGCAACGCCGUCCUCCGCGCCUUGGACCGGGGAGGCGAGGCCGAGAAGGCUCUGCGUCUCCUGAGACGAAUGCCAAACAUGCAGUUGUCACCGAAUGAGAACAGCUACGGUGCUUCUGUUAGCGCCCUUGCCAGCUGCGGGCGCUGGGUGGGGGCGGCCGCGCUGCUGGAAGAAAUGCAGCAUUGCCGCUUGCUCCGAAGUAUGCCGGCGUUGAGCGCUUCUUUACUGGGUGCAUCCGAGAGCAGUGCCCCCUGGCAACGAAGUUUGGCUUUGGCCUCCGUGGCGAUCCGAAGCGCUGUACUUGACGCCGUGGCGGCCUGCGCCUUUGCCAGCGUGUUCAUCCAAAUGGGGCUGUGGCAUGCAAGCCUCUCCCUUCUAUGCUGCCUCAGGAUGCUUGAGGUGGUGGUCGACGGCUUCAGCCGCAAUGCAGCUGUGGCCGCUGCUGCACGCUGCGGUGCAUGGGAAGAGGCUCUGGCCUUGGCCGGUGGCUGCGGCAUUGUCCCGGAUAUGGUUGCCUUGGCAUCGAUGUGCGCCGCCUUGGCUCCCCUUGGUCGCUGGGCGGCGGCCGUGGCUUACUUGACAGCUUCGAGCCCGAGGCGGCUCGACGUCAGCCAACUCGCCGUGAACGCGGCUAUCACAGCUGCACAAAACGGGCAGCAGUGGCCCUGCGCCCUGGGCCUGCUGGGCUUUGGUGCGCCGGACACUGUGGCCGCCAACGCGGCACUCGGCGCUUGUGGCACAGGCUCGGCUUGGAGAGCCGCCUUGGCCCUGCAGGAAGCGGCCACGGCCUGCCGCGUUGGGACAGGCGCACUUGGAACGGCCGCGGCGCUGAAGGCCGGGUCACGGCAGCUGCAAUGGCAACUUGCUGGCCGAUUCCUCCUCAAACUCCCGGUCGCGGAUGCCGCCGCUGUGGCCGAUGCUGCCGCUGCUGCAGAAGCGGUCCGAGGAUGCCAAGUGGCUGCGUGCCACUUGGAUCAUCUUCACCGGCUCGGUUUGGAUACCCUGCGCAGAAAGCGGAAAAGCUAG